Molecule: messenger RNA, 1578 nt
Organism: Saccostrea echinata
Lineage: Eukaryota; Metazoa; Mollusca; Bivalvia; Ostreida; Ostreidae
Exons: 2
Coding region: 1-1578 (525 amino acids)
Molecular function (GO): nucleic acid binding
Source: RefSeq, a predicted model, not a curated record
AUGCAUACAUCAAUAGAACAAGCACUGCAACGCUUCUGGGAAUUAGAGAACAUUGGAAUCACGGACACACCAGAUAAGAACGAGUCCAGUGAUAAAGUCAAGAUACUGAGUAGCAACCCAGAACUUUUGAAGAAAUACAGUGAGAUAAUCGAGGAACAGGAACGAAAAGGAUUCAUAGAAAAGGUUCCAGAGGAUACAACAACGUCCUCUGUGGUACAUUAUAUUCCACACCACUAUGUCAAAAAAGAUUCCAGCACCACACCUAUCAGGAUAAUAUAUUACUGUAGCUGCCGCGAAUCACGUGACAAGCCGAGCCUUAACGACUGCUUGGAUUCAACGCAACUCAUCUUAAAUGAUUUGACAUCAGUUCUGACAAGAUUUCGAUUACACGAAUUUGCUAUAACCACUGAUAUUGAAAAAGCAUUUCUGCACUUUGGUUUACAUGAGAAUGACCGAGAUGCAACGAGAUUCCUUUGGUUGAAGGACCCGAAUGAUCUCAACAGUUCAUUAGUGCCUUACCGUUUCAAAGCAGUGCUGUUUGGAGCCACUUGCUCCCCAUUUAUCUUAAAUGCGACAAUUCUGAAGCAUCUGCAGAACAAGAACUCUACAAGUGCAGGUAUUCUGAGGAGAGAUCUGUGUGUGGAUAACGUAAUAUCCAGUUUUGCAAGUGAAACUGAUGCUAUUGAGUACUUUCGGGAAUCAAGGAAGAUCAUGAUGGAUGCAGGAAUGAAACUUAGAUCAUGGGCAUCAAACAGUAAGCUACUUCACACAGAAGCCAUGCAUAAUGGAUUGCACGACUCGGACGAUUUAAAAAAAUUACUAGGAUUACGCUGGGACCCAAUGAACGACAAACUGUCAUUUGCGAAACGAGAAAUACCAAAAAUUGAGACCGUUACAAAGAGAUUGAUACUACAAUACUCAUCACAAAUAUACGAUCCACUUGGUAUCCUGAGCCCAGUCACGGUGAGAGCCAAGAUAUUGUUACAGUCACUUUGGAAACAAAGGUAUGAAUGGGACAACCCAGUACCAGAUGAAAUUUGUAAGACUUGGAAUUCUCUUGCAAAUGAUCUUAACAUCGCAUUAUCAGUUCAAUUUCCGAGGAAAUAUUUUAACAAGGUGGACGGUGAAACAACACUACACAUCUUUGCAGACGCUAGUACAAAGUCUUAUGGAGCUGCUGCAUAUAUCUGCAACAGAAGCGAAUCGAAAUUAGUCAUGGCAAAAAAUACAGUUGCACCACUUAAAUCACUCACAUUUCCACAGUUAGAAUUGAUGGCAGCACUAAAUGUCGCAAGACUAGGAAAUCACCUGCAAAACUCAUUACCAAAAAUGAAUAUUGUCUACUGGUCAGACAGCCAAAUUGUGUUACACUGGUUAUCUAGCAAAAGACUGUUGAAAAAAUUUGUGUCAAGCAGAAUAUUCGAAAUUCGCGAAUUACGUAGUGCAUUCACAUGGAAAUACUGUCCAACACAUGACAACCCUGCUGAUCUUCUGACUCGAGGACUUGACGCAACUUCAUUUAUGAACAGUGCCUUAUGGAAACAUGGACCAUCAUGGAUUUACAACAGAGAGGCAUAG